ACUCAUCCCUCACAACACACCCGUCUAAGACAUUAAUUCAUCUGAGGCUUAUAACGGUGUCUAAUUAUCUUCAACUUACUGACUAAUCUCUAGGCUUAGUUCUUAUUUCUAAAAAAAAUUAAACUUUAAAAAUCCCUUAAAUUUUGAUGGAGAGGCACAAGUUAAGGCAUCCGUUGGCAGAUUUGCAUAAGAAGGACCAUUUGAGUCAAAGCAAAAAACUAGCAUCAAAAGGAAAAAAACAGGUUGAAUUUUAGUUGUGAUAAUCUAUUAAUCUAAGAGCUAAAAUCGAAGAAAAGGGUGGGCAAUCAAUUCUUGCCUUCAGAAAUAGUUGUUCUGAUUCUUCUAAGGCCUUCUUCAAUGCUUUACGGGUCACACAAUAGUACAGAAGAAGCCAUAAUUCUUAAUAAUGAUAAUUAAUAAUAAUGCAUUCACUAAUUAUGAGAUAAGGGUGGUUUGAACUUCAAUGUUUAUUUAAAUAAAAAAAUAAAAGGGUGCUUUUUAUUUUUAAAUGAAUUAAAUAACUUUGAAAACCUGUCGACAUAUGAACAGCUCAAACCUAUCACGCUACCAAUAAAAUGACCUGCUCUUUGGUUUCUUCUCAUUAGCCAUUUUGUUCAGUAUCUCUCUGUUUAUUUAUCUCCCCUGUGCUGUAGAGCUUCUAGAUAUCCCUCUGCUUCUUCAGCACUCUAUUUUUUUUUUCACCUUUUCAUCAUAUACGGGAGAAAAAAAGAAGAAGAAGAAAACCCAUUCAAACAAACAGAUAAAGCAUACAUUUUUCACCACUGAGUUUACGCACAAAAUGGUAGAUUCUUGCCUGCUGUUGUUGCUGAUUUGCUCUGUUCUUGGUCUUGUUUCUGGGUCUUCUAAAGAGCUCCCAAUCAUAUCGUUUGAUGAAGGGUACUCUCCGCUAUUCGGAGAUGCUAAUCUUGCCAUUCUGAAGGAUGGUGAAACGGUUCACAUGUCUCUAGAUGAACGAACAGGUUCCGGUUUCAUCUCUCAGGACCUUUACCUCCAUGGAUUCUUCAGCGCUUCGAUCAAGUUGCCUGCAGAUUAUACAGCAGGAGUUGUCGUCGCGUUUUAUAUGUCAAAUGCAGAUAUGUUCGAGGCAAACCAUGAUGAACUAGACUUUGAGUUCUUGGGUAACAUUAGAGGCAAGGAUUGGAGGAUUCAGACCAAUGUUUAUGGCAAUGGAAGCACCAACGUGGGAAGGGAAGAGAGAUACCACCUCUGGUUCGAUCCUUCUGAAGAUUUCCAUCAGUACAGUAUUCUCUGGAGUGAUAAUCUGAUCAUAUUUUACGUGGACAAUGUUCCUAUCAGAGAGAUAAAGAGGACUGAAGCAAUGGGCGGGGACUUCCCCUCCAAGCCAAUGUCUUUAUAUGCCACUAUAUGGGAUGGGUCGGAGUGGGCUACCAAUGGAGGCAGAUACAGAGUGAAUUACAAAUAUGCUCCUUAUGUGGCAGAAUUUUCUAACCUGGUUCUACAUGGCUGUGCUGUUGACCCAAUUGAGAAGUCACCGAAGUGUGACAAUGGUCCUACUUCUAAAGCAAGUAUCCCCACAGGCAUCAUGCCAGAGCAGAGGAGCAAGAUGGAGAAGUUCAGGAAGACGCACAUGACAUAUUCCUAUUGCUAUGAUCGUGUUCGAUACACAGUCCCUCCAUCUGAGUGCGUGGUUAAUGCCCAGGAAGCAGAGCGUCUGCGAAGGUUCGACCCAGUCACAUUUGGAGGGCGGCGCCACCACCACCAUGGGAAGCGGCACCAGAGGAACCGAUCAAGCCAAGGCGAGGCUACUACCAUUUAAGAGGCGGGGUGGGGGCUGUCAUUUGCAUAAAAUGUCAUAUGGUUAUUGUCAUUGAUUUUCUGUUUGAUUUAGUUGGGUCAGUUUUUUUUAAAAAAUUUUUUCUUUCUGUGAAUAGAGAGAGAGAGAGAGAGAGAGGAGGGGGGGAAGAGCACAGAUUUAUUGAGGGAUAAUGGGGUUUUUAUAUGGGGUACAGUGUUGGGUAUGUAUAUAUUUCAUACCUUUAGAUUCCAGCCAUUCUGUCAUUAUUGAUGUUUGUCACUGGCUUUAUAAAUUGAAUUUGAUGAUGAUUUAUGUACUUGGCACAAAUCCCCCCUCAUGCUUUCAAUAAACAUUUGGCAUAUUGAGUUGCUAUAAAAGCAUCCAUGUUUUAUCUA
Molecule: messenger RNA, 2172 nt
Organism: Vitis vinifera (wine grape)
Lineage: Eukaryota; Viridiplantae; Streptophyta; Magnoliopsida; Vitales; Vitaceae
Product: probable xyloglucan endotransglucosylase/hydrolase protein 28
Exons: 4
Coding region: 800-1798 (332 amino acids)
Biological process (GO): cell wall biogenesis; xyloglucan metabolic process
Cellular component (GO): cell wall; apoplast
Molecular function (GO): hydrolase activity, hydrolyzing O-glycosyl compounds; xyloglucan:xyloglucosyl transferase activity
Source: RefSeq, a predicted model, not a curated record